GACGACAGACGACAGGCCACACUGCGCACAUGUUCCACCUUCCCGUCGGCCUCAGGAUCACGCCACUUGGGGGAAAAUGCUCAUUAUACCAUUCCCGCCCUGCGCUCUCCCACAAAUUACGCUCGUCCGAAAUUCGAGACCGGCGAAAACGUGUAAUGAACUGCCGUAGGCCUGUACAUGUAACAGAAAUCUAUGCUGUUAAGUAGCAGUGUGGAAAAUUUCGGAUGCAACGGUCCUUUUCAGGUUGUUGAUUCAAGCGCGUGUGUGGGCAACCAGGUAACUGUGCGUGUGUUGUGCUGACGAGGUCAGGCCGAGAACCGAUAGCGACAGCGUGCUUGUGAAAGGGAACAAAUCUGCGGAGUGUAGCCUGAAUCAGAUACUGUGUGCAACAUGGAUAGUUUUGAUUGAGAACUGUGAUAGAGUGAACCGACAUGACAUAUCGAUAGACCAAGUGUCCUCACUCUUCACCUACUACGCUGGCUUUCCCCACUCGCGCUGCAUAGCCCGCCCACUCCAGUGAUUGGUCUCUACAAGCACGCGAGACCGUCACCAGUCACCUUUCCAGUCCAGUGCUUCCCUGUGUUCGUUCGUUCGUACGGAGGUCCCCAAACUUCACGUGUAACGGCGGCGAGGCCAAGCCUCAAAGCUUCUCUCCGUGGACCCAAGUGGUUUAUUUAAUUUACUGAAUGUUCCACCUCUGUAGAUCUAGGUCUAGGUGUGUGACCGUUGUAUUUUUAAGACAAGAUGUGUUGUCAAGUCGGGACAUGGUAUUUCAUUCUGGAUUGUGGUAGUGUCAGGUGACUGGAUACCUUACGCGCCCGGUUUACAGCACAGGCGGGUUUUCAUAUUUGGAAUAUUUAAGUGCAGCGAAUUUUCUAAAGUGCAAUUUCAAUGAUGAAACGACUUGUAUUCGUUCUGUGUGUGGCGGUUUUAUGCGUGUGUUUAUUUCUCCCUUCGCCAUGCGAAGCCAAACGAAAGAGGAAACGACCAAAGGGUCGGUCCGAAUCAUUAGCUUUGGAUAAACAGAAAAUUGGUUCUCGAGAUGGGAUAACCUCGGAGGAUCAGAGAAAUGACUGGACCCCCCGCUUGUCCCUCAGAGAGCGUCAACAAUCGCAGGUUCAGACAACGCGGCACUCUUUGUGUCAGGCAGAAGAUUGCAAGGAAGACGCUUCGGGUUCUGAAGGACAAGAUGGUGCCCGCAAAGAAAAAAGAAACAGGAACCGGAGGAAGAGACGUAGAAAAAAGCCCCGAUCUGGUCCUGAGAUAAGAAAGAAUAAUAAAAAGAGAACCAAAAAUGGUGAUUCCACGAAGAAAAAUGACAAAAAAGUUCCUCGUAGACGUCCAGAUAUAGACUACAGUGACGACAAUGGAAGCAGUACCAAACGCCAGCCAAGUGAGCCCGAUAUCGUGGUGGAAUCGGCUGAAAAUACAGAGUCCGAAUCGCCAAGCGAACAGGAAGACCUGAGCAAAGAGAGGACAGGCAGUGCACGUAAGGACGAGACUCGGAGGAGAAAUAAGAAGUGGGAUCCGUCAGCCUUGAAAAAGGCGCGGAUGGACCUUAGAAGGCGACAAAAAGGCUCAAAGAAUAGGUCUCCAAAAAUUGUUGAUACUACUCCAAAAAUUGUUAAUACGACUCCAAAAACUGUACAAGAGGUCAGAAUAAAAAGUAAAGACAAACAAAAAUAUAAAAAUGUCUCCUUUCACUUUGAAUUUCCUCCAUUUGAAAGACCAGUAGCUGAUAUGCCUGAAAGUGAUAGAAAAAUUCUCAAAUAUUUGGCACUGCAGACAGCUAGAUUGGAUCUCCGCCGCCGCUUUGGUCCCAACAGCAAAUACAGAAUGGAGUCUGUAGUAAAGAAAAAGAAAAAGCCUACUGGGUCUGUGGCUGAUACACGACAGGAAAGUAAAAACGCCACAUCUCAACAACAUGAUAUGGGGACGGUUGCUGACGUGCCUUUCAAAAGCACAAAGAGACUCAAAUUAGCAGAUCUCUGGAAAGCAAGGGAAGACCUGCGAAGACGUCAUGGCUUUAGUUCAAAAGAUAGAAGAAGGAACAAGAACAAAAAACAGCAAGAGCACAAGCAGUCAAGUUCAUUUCCCACCGAGAGGCCAGCUGCUGAUAUGCCUUCUGAAACUACAAACAGACUCCAGAAACUGGCUGAUCUGAACAAGGCUAGACAGGGACUGCGGCAGCGUCAAGAUUCUCAAGUUGAGGACGACUCAAGAGAUGUUGAUUUAGUCAAGGAUCAGAAAGAUGACAAAUCAAAGCGUAAAAAAUCAAAGAAAAGUAAGGCAGAACUUAAAUCAAAAUCGAACAGAAAAGGCAAAUCUAAGAAGGAUAGAAAAAAUCGUAAGUUACUUAAAAGUCAUACUGGUAAAAAUCGUAAUGGGCGGCGACGGAACAAAGGCAGAGGAAGGGAAAGGAAGCGGAAUAAGGGGAAGAGUAACAAAGACUUAGAGGUGGACAUCUACAAACAGCCACUUUCUGAUAUGCCUGCUCCAAAGACAGAUGAGAAACUGCAGAAAUUGGCGUCCCUUCGUAGAGCAAGACUGGACCUACGUAAGCGACUGGGAUCUUCUGAAGAAGAUGAAAAUUCUGAGACAAAACUUUCCAUAAGCAAGAAGUCCAAGCGCAAAAGAAAGCAUAGAAAACGGAAAGGCAGAAAAGGGAAAGGUAGAAAAGGGAAAGGGAAAAAAGGAAAAGGUAGAAGAGGGAAAUCGAAUCUGACUGGGCAAACAUUGAAGGAAGCAGAGAGAAAGUUUGAAAGGAAAAAUGUCAAGAUUGAGCGACGGUUAGAUGUUUUGAAACAGAACACAUUAGAUGACCUAAGUGUGUUGAAGUCUGUAAUAUUUGACCACCACGGAGAUUUAUUUCCAAAUAAUUCUCUGUCAAUAAUGAACUUGGAUGAUAAGUUUGAUUCAGAAACAGAUUUGGGACUCGAACUCGAGUCUCCAGAAGAGGACCAACCAUCAGAGGAAGUGCAGCCUCCUGUUGUUCGAGUCGGUGUCACAAAGAUUUCGGGUAACAGUGGGGAGAGUGCAGAUGAUGUUAAAACAACUGAUGGAUCCCCUGCAAACUGGAAAUCUAGUUCAAGUUCAACUGAUGAAGAUCCUCAUGCCAUGCCCCAGAGCGAUGAAUUUUCAGGUAAUUUAAUGGAAGUGAAAUCUGCAACUGAAUGGUAUAAAGUUUUCCACCCAUUUUCUGACAGAGUUAGUGUACUCGACUUUGCAAACAAAAAAGUUAGUGAAAAUCAAAAGGAUAAAGAAGAAAGUGACAAAAGAGCAGCAAAAAUAAAAAGGAUGAAGAAGAAGCGUCAACGACAGAAACAAAGACGACGACAACGAAAACUAGAAAAGAAAAGAAAGCAACAAAAACAAACCCGAAGUAAAAGAGAAAAGAAAGAGAGGGCUCAGGCUGAUGGUACUGGAGACAUUAACCAAAAAGUAUCCGAAGUACAAGCAAGGUCUGGAAAAAGAAAGAUGUCUGAUGGAAAAGUGGGCAAAACAAAUGGGUCAAAACCAUCUGGCAAGUUUAGAAUGUCAAAGUUGAAGAGAAAUUCAAGGCAUCAAAAAGUUUUACAGAAGUGGAAGCUGCAAAGGCAAAAGAUUGAUGAGUAUAAGAAAAGAUUAAAGCAGAAAUCGCGUAAGAAUAGAAAACUCAGGCAAAAAAUAUCGGCUCACCAGAGAAAGCGUGUAUCAGGCCACAAGAGGAAAAGUCCAUCAAAGCAUAAGAAACGCAAAUCUGAUCGACAACAAAGGCGGAUGUCAGCUCGGAAAAGAAAGCUUGUUACAGCCCAGAAGAAGAAACGUAUUUCAACUUCAGAGUGGAAAGGUUUGUCAGUUGAACAGAAGAAACCCACUCCACAGAGGGAAAGGGUCUCAACUCGUGAAAAGGAGCAUACAACUACUGAACAAAGUAAAACCCUAUCAUCCCCGAUAACGACAGAUGUGCCAGCAGAUUGGAAGAGCCGUGUAUCUACUCUGAAUGAAGACUAUUUGCCAGCCCCAGAGCAAAAAAAUAUUAUGCCAACCUUGUCAGCUUCAGGGCAAAAAAGUAGUACUUCAACCCAGAGAAAAAAUCCACUCUCAGCAGAACGGUUGUCUGUUGAGCAGAGUGAUCAGACAGGCUCACGGAGGUUGAGUGGCUACCAUCCUGAACCUGGACGACGUAGAGGCUACUACGCCCCCAGGGAGGAUCUCAGGCUGCGGGAAUGGUCAUCAGGUAGAUGGCGGCCGGACCCCAACUCAAAGAACAGUAUGAUGGCUGCUGCAGCCCCAUACGACAGUAAACAACGAGUUUCUCCCGUACUGAAUAGAAGCUACCGACAGCUAAUGCUUCGCAUGAAUGGUAUUCUCCAGGGAAUUUAUGGACAAAUGCAAAUGACAGAAUCUCUGUACAAGGAAGUCUUUAAUGGCACACGAUAUGACCUGAUUCUUGGUGCCCGUGACAUAUUUGAGAAUGUUGCCUUUGCCAACACUUACAUUUAUGAUGGAGUAGUCAAAGCCUCAGAGCUCACGAGGAGUAUAUAUACAAAAGCCCAUCAUAACAGAAAAGCGAGGAGAAUGAACAGGGUUCAAGAUCAGCCUCAAAUACCCACGGAUAUUCAAGUGAACCGGAGAAACUUCAAACCAAUCUUGGAAAAGGCUUAUCGGGAACAGAAUAUGAUAAGAGAGGACCUACAGAAGACGCAGAGGAUGAAAAUGAGAUCAAUGCAGGAUCGAUCAAGGUUUCAGCAAGUGCGGGAAAAACUAACAAAUGAUUACGAUUCUGUGGCUGUUCGAGACUUGUUCUACAAUAUCAACUCAACUAUUUACCAAGUGAAUGGGGGCAUCGUUACGUCUCCACGGUUGAGCAGAUUGCAAAGAGAUAAGUAUUACAUUACAUUCGUCGAUAGUGAUGUCAAAGAAGCGUCUGUCAUUCUUCGAAACUCUACUGAGGAAGUCUCAAAAGGGCUCAUGGAGUACAGGGAAAACUACGACCUUUACCUUUCAUGGAGGAAGAAUGGUAAUGGGCAGAAUGUUCAAAGGGAUGCAGGGUCAUACUACAGUAGACGAGAAUGGGCAAGAUUAGAGACUCUUGUUUCUAAGGCAAAGAGACAUGCAUACAACUUGGAAAGUGAAUCGUAUGACUUGAACAGCUGGCUUGGUGAUGCAAUUGAGAAUGCAAAUAUGGCUCUGGAAGUACUAGGCAGACCUGUGGGUCCUUCUUCAAGUUCAAGUGUUUCUGGACCUUAUGUUACCAAUCUAGAAGAAGAAACUAAGCAACUACGUGCUGUCCUGGAGGACCUUAGGAAAAUGGUUGGUAGUCCUACCAAGGCUGGAGGUGCAAAGGAAAGCAUUAAUUCCAAAGAUAAAGAUGCUAGUAGCAAGGAGAAGACAGUCGAGAUUAAGAAAGAGAAAAAGUGCAAACCCUCUGGUGGAUUCGGAGGCUGGUUGGGCGGCGGUGACACUGACUGCGUUUCAGAGGGAAGUGGUGAUGAUGAACUUGAAACUGGUUCAGGAGAUGAUAUUAUCCUCAUUACAGAUGAUGAAGAUUUUAUUUUUGAGGAAGGUUCAUCUGAAACAGGUACUCCGACCUCCACCAACAUGUUUGGCAUCGCUCUCCGUGAAUACGCUUCCAAAGUGCUUAGUGACAGCAGAGUAAUUGACAAGGAAGCGGAUGAAGUGGAAGGACUGUUGAAAGAUCUGCAAAAGAAGAGGGAAAAGGCACUGUCUGAGGCGACCUUAAUCUAUGAGAUUCUCGGGGAACAACAAGGCCUCAUACUCCAAGAGGCUGAUGUCCAUGCCUUGAGAGAGGAUGUGAAAUAUCGGACUAAGGAGGUUUUUAAGAACGUCCAAGCUAUCUCUACUGAUUUUGAUCUGGAUGCAAUUGUAGCACAAGCAAGAAGAGCAUUGGAAAGAGCCAAGAAAGAAAGUGAAGUGGAUGGUUCAAAGCAGCCGCCGCCUCCAGAGCCAACACCUACUGGUCAAGAUUCUGAAGAAAACACAGAAGAGGAUGUUGAGGUAGUAGAUGCAAAGGAAGACGAUUUUGAUUACUCCAGUCUUUAUAGAAAAGGAAGGGAAAUCAUGUCAAACAGCAAUGACAUCCGCUACCUGAGGUCGGUGGCUGUGGAAUCAUGUGGGAAAUUUAAAAGUCAGUUCGGCUUCAUUCGCAGCAACAUUUCUAUUCUACAGCAAAAAGUUGCAAGUGCAAGGAAAAUUCUAUCAUCCCUUCAGCUAUCAAUCAAGAAGAGUGGCAGUAAUCAUAUAGCUGUGGAGGUCAAUGACACUGUCCACCACAAGACUGAGGCGACUUCCGUCACCACUUUUGGCAUGUGCAUUAAACCUUCUACUCUUGAUGGGACAGUCCUUGUGGUCAAGGGAAAUGGAUCGGCAUCCUACAGUGUGUCUCUAGAUAGCGGAGAGCUAACAGUUUCUGCCUAUGACAGUUAUGUUAGCAAACUUGAUGAUAUAACUCUGGAUUUAAAGCUCAAAAUAGACCAGUGGUACACAAUAUGGGUUCAAAGGAGUGGUCAGAUGAUGAAUGUCACUCUUCAGGAGCAGGCUGGAGAAGCAGAAAUGAAAUCAGUGUUUUCUUCAGAUCUGCCUUCCACGCAACCAAUGCCUCAGUUAGUCUUUGUUGGAGGUGCUCCAGAAAGCUCCUAUUUUGACAGCAGCAGCUGGGAGGGUUGUAUGGGAAGACUGACUGUCAAUGGACAAUCGUUGUCCCUGUUCCGACCUGACAGUGAAGGAGUUCCAACUGCCCUUUGUACUGACCACUGUGUCAGUGCACAGGGACCAUCAUCUGUGUUUGAUGGCAAUGGUUUCAUUCAUCAUCGUCGACCUGUGAGGGAAACAGUGAACAAAAUUGCAUUCAGAUUCAAGACUCGUCAAGAGAAGGCUGUUCUGUUUUCCUAUGCCAAUAGAAAUAAACGCUUGUCAGUGAGUGUAAUCAUGGAAGGUGGUGCCCUCAAAGUGGAAAGCUCUGGUCCAGUGGAGGAAGUGGUUCUACUCAGUCUGAACAGUUCCCUGAAUGAUGGUCAAAGCCAUCUUCUGGAGAUUGUAUACAGAGGCAGCAGAACUUAUCCGGAACUAGAUGGCAACAGCGCAGCCUUCUCUGUGGAGAGAGUCUCCCCUCAAGUGCUGAGGAACAUCAUGGAGGGAGUCUUAAUCGGCGCGUUUGUAUCAGACAGACGACAGUUCUUGAACUUGCCUUUCAGGCCUCUCAUAGGAUGUGUCGGAGAAGUGUUUAUUAAUGAAAACAAAUUACGCCUUCCUGAUGCCACUGAGGUGUAUAAUGCAUAUGAGGGAACCUGCACAUCUUCCAGUCCAUGGCAUUCCUGCUGGAAGUUCACAGAAAGAAGUAGUCCGGUGUCACUUGGCUCAGUGGAAAACUCAAACCGAGUCUCAUUCCUUGUGGAUGCAAAUGCCAGAGGACCUGUUCUUCUCUACACUAAAGAUGAGAAAUUUGAAUUGGAGAUCAGACUAACUGAUGAUGGUAUUGAUACUAGCAUGGAAGGUGAAGAAAGUGUUCUCAUCAAACCUUCGGACUAUUCCAAAGACUUCACUUUAGUGACUAUUGAGGACACAGGCGAUAAGGUGAUCACGCAGGCUUGGGACGAGACUGCAUCGUUCUCAUACGGAAGUGCAUGGAGCCUCUAUAAAGACACUGAAACACCUCAUGAUAUUGCUCUUAGUCAAACAAGGGAUGGAGAGGAGAGAAAGUUUGUGGGUGGCAUUGCCCACUUGAUGAUUGGAGACAGGCUCUAUGAUCUGGGUCAGCUCAGGUCUACAAACACUCUGAUGACAUGUGAACGCCCCUUGGAGCAAAUACAUCCAGCAGCUUCCUUCCAUACACUUCCCCCAGUUGAUGAAUUCUCAUGUUCAUGACAUUCUUAAACAUUACUGAAAAUUGAUCAUAUGUUGGCACAUAUUUUGAAUGAAAAAACACUUUAUGAACCUAAAGAUUUUUAUGUUUUCAAAGUCUGGAAACUACUGCUUCAAUGGUUUUCAAGAAUCAACUCUGUGACAGAUUCUCAUUUUGUGAUGUACUCAUGUUCAUGAACAUCUCAGUUAUUAAGUGGAGUGAAUUGCGCUUUUAAUGAAAGUUUUAUUUUUAAAUCAUGCAUGAAAGAAAUGUGAUAUAAAAUAUGACGCAUUUUGUAACUUAUAAGAAAGUCUGACUUUCGUUUGAAUAUAUAUAUAUAUAUAUAUAUAAACAUGUAAGUUUUUUUACCCCAUGUCAAAGAGGGCACUACUGUAAUGUUUAACAUUGUACUAUUUGCAAACUGUGAGAUUAAGACUGGUUUGCUGCAGGGCAGUGGGUAGUAGUCAUAGUGUUGCUAUUAUUACUGUUUUAGUUCUUGCUUUAUUAUGGGGCAGAGACUGGCUUGAUUGUGUAUUAUGUUAUUGCUUAUCUCAGUGUGUGGAUGUGAAUAUGUGGUCAACAGAGCCCAGAUAAAUUGUUACUGUCUCAAUUAAUUUCAAACUUUGAAUGCUUGUCAAAUUUAAAUAAUGCUUUACUUUUCUGCACAUUUUCUGUUUUAGACUUGUUCUCCCAAUGCCAAUAAAUAUUCAUAAACCAAA
Molecule: messenger RNA, 8562 nt
Organism: Aplysia californica (California sea hare)
Lineage: Eukaryota; Metazoa; Mollusca; Gastropoda; Aplysiida; Aplysiidae
Exons: 26
Coding region: 892-7866 (2324 amino acids)
Source: RefSeq, a predicted model, not a curated record